Molecule: messenger RNA, 2109 nt
Organism: Acipenser ruthenus (sterlet)
Lineage: Eukaryota; Metazoa; Chordata; Actinopteri; Acipenseriformes; Acipenseridae
Product: sodium-dependent neutral amino acid transporter SLC6A17-like
Exons: 4
Coding region: 617-1492 (291 amino acids)
Biological process (GO): sodium ion transmembrane transport
Cellular component (GO): membrane
Source: RefSeq, a predicted model, not a curated record
CUCCUCUCUCAGGAUGUGGAGGGUUAGAUCUCUCUCCUCUCUCUCCUCUCUCAGGAUGUGGAGGGUUAGAUCUCUCUUCUCUCUCUCCUCUCUCAGGGUGUGGAGGGUUAGAUCUCUCUCCUCUCUCUCCUCUCUCAGGGUGUGGAGGGUUAGAUCUCUCUCCUCUCUCCUCUCUCAGGGUGUGGAGGGUUAGAUCUCUCUCCUCUCUCUCCUCUCUCAGGGUGUGGAGGGUUAGAUCUCUCUCCUCUCUCUCCUCUCUCAGGGUGUGGAGGGUUAGAUCUCUCUCCUCUCUCAGGGUGUGGAGGGUUAGAUCUCUCUCCUCUCUCUCCUCUCUCAGGGUGUGGAGGGUUAGAUCUCUCUCCUCUCUCAGGGUGUGGAGGGUUAGAUCUCUCUCCUCUCUCAGGGUGUGGAGGGUUAGAUCUCUCUCCUCUCUCUCCUCUCUCAGGGUGUGGAGGGUUAGAUCUCUCUCCUCUCUCUCCUCUCUCAGGGUGUGGAGGGUUAGAUCUCUCUCCUCUCUCUCCUCUCUCAGGGUGUGGAGGGUUAGAUCUCUCUCCUCUCUCUCCUCUCUCAGGGUGUGGAGGGCACCGGUCUCGCCUUCAUCACGUUCACAGAGGCCAUGGCUUUGUUCCCGGCGUCUCCGUUGUGGUCCUUCCUGUUUUUCCUGAUGCUCCUGAAUCUGGGAUUGAGCACGAUGUUCGGGACGAUGCAGGGAAUCCUAACCCCGUUGAUGGACAGCUUCUCCGUCCUGAGGAGGAGACGCAGCCUCUUCACAGUGGGUUCCUGUGUCCUGGGCUUCCUGUUCGGGAUGCUGUUUGUUCUCCGUUCUGGUAGUUAUUUCGUCUCCAUGUUUGAUGAUUACUCGGCGACGCUCCCUCUGGUUAUCGUGGUUCUGUUUGAGACGGUCGGGGUGUGCUGGGUCUACGGCACGGAGCGGUUUAUGGAUGAUAUUGAGGACAUGCUUGGUUGGAGACCCCCUCUUCUCUAUAAGUUUCUCUGGCAGUUUGUUUGUGUCGCAUCGCUGGUGGUGCUGCUCCUGGCCAGCCUGAUCCAGAUGUGUGUGCAUCCACCCACCUACCGGGCCUGGGAGGAAGAGCAGGCUGUGGAGGUGUCCCGGGAUUAUCCCGGCUGGGGUUUGGGAAUGCUGGCUGGUCUCAUCCUGCUGGCCUCUCUCCCGAUCGCGGUCCUGUUUCUCCGGGAGCUGCUGCGCGAGAGAGGGGACCCCGAGCAGCCAGCCUCCCUGAGGAUCCCGCCCCCCGAACCACACAGCAAGAGCGUCCCGGAGCCCCACGCAGCCCUGCCAUUGGAGCAGAGCCGGCCGGGGGGUGGGGCCCGGCACAACGGCUUCCUCUCAUUGGAGGAGGAGGAGGAGGAGGAGUACAGGCUCCUCCCACAGGAAGAGGAGGGGCUUGCAGAGUACAGGCUCCUCCCACAGGAAGAGGAGGGGCUUGAGGAGGAAGGGAGCUUCCAGAGGACGGCUACUACAGGAUUAUAGACACACACAGAGAGGACAAAAAAUGGAAUUGUGUUUGUUUGCCAGUGAUAUAUAUUUAUAUAUAUAUAUAUAUUUUGUAUUUAUAAAUCUCCUUGACGCUGAAAGAACUACAAACAUGGAGCCUGGAGGCUUGGGUUUUCUAUCCGUGCCGCCAUCUUGAUUGUAGUUUUUAUUACAGCUGUUGUGUUGGGUUGGGUUCCUAGCCAGCUGGACAUUCGAACUGUGAGAACUACAAACAUGGUGGUCAAAUAUUUAAGGGCUUCUGUUAGUGCCGCCAUGUUUGUAGUUUCUUGCUGCACUGGACUGUGGUUUAGCUCAACAGGACUACAAACAUGGCUUCCAUCUGCUGUGCUUUACAACCAUCUUGACUGUAGUUUAUUAUUAGAUUACUGAACUCCGCCCUCUAGUGGAUUGGAGUUUAAGCCGCUAGUUCAGGUUUAUAGAAUGCUACUAAAACUCAAUACUAACAAAAACUACAGCCAAGAUGGCGGCGUACAUAGAAGCAGUGGCAUUUGUGCGCCAUAUUUGUAGUUUUUUUAUUUUCCCAGCCCAAUAAAUCAGGCCAGUAAAUCUCCUUAAUGAAUAAAAACUACAUUCAAGAUGGCAGAGUCCUCAGG